Messenger RNA from Pogoniulus pusillus (Red-fronted tinkerbird), 1060 nucleotides. It is a transcript of the gene GINS1, whose product is annotated as GINS complex subunit 1. Gene Ontology annotation, cellular component: GINS complex. The transcript has 7 exons. Bases 41 to 628 code for a protein of 195 amino acids. Lineage: Eukaryota; Metazoa; Chordata; Aves; Piciformes; Lybiidae. Gene Ontology annotation, biological process: DNA replication; DNA strand elongation involved in mitotic DNA replication. The record is from RefSeq and is a predicted model, not a curated record.
CUGCGGCGCGGCGGCUUUCCCGCGCGCGGGGCGCGGGAGCAUGGCGGGAGAGCGCGCGCUGAGCCUGGUGCGGGAGCUGCGGCGGGCAGCGGACGGGCACCUGCCGCCCUUCCAGACCGAGGUGCUGCGGCAGGCGCUGGAGGAGAUGCGGGCGCUGUACGAGCGGAACCAGGCAGACGUGUCCGAUGCGAAGUCGGGACGGACGGAUCUGAUCUUCCUCAUCCGCUUCCGGCACUGCUGCCUGCUGCGAAACCAGCGCUGCGUCCUGGCUUACCUGUACGAUCGGCUGCUGCGGAUCCGAGCGCUCAGGUGGGAGUGUGGCAGCGUCCUGCCAAACACCGUCCAGUUCCACAUGUCCGCUGAGGAAGUGGAGUGGUUCAAUCGCUACAAAAAGUCUCUGGCUACCUACAUGAGGUCAGUAGGAGGAGAGGAAGGGCUGGACCUUACACAGGACCUAAAACCUCCUAAAAGCCUCUACAUUGAAGUGAGGUGUUUAAGGGACUACGGAGAGUUUGAGAUCGAUGAUGGCACCACCAUCCUGUUGAAAAAGAACAGCCAGCACUUUCUGCCCCGCUGGAAAUGUGAGCAGCUGAUCAGACAAGGAGUCCUUGAGCACAUCCUGUCAUAGGCAUGUAGGGCAGGAGGGACAACCCUGGUCUGCCUACAACAAGAACUACACUCCGGGCUGUACAGGACUGCAGACACCUCACUGUUUCUGCUGGGGGCAUCCUGCCACUCCUCCCAACAGCCUCUGACACUUGGAUGUGAAGAUCAGCCCUACAGUUAUGAAGUAAGCAACCCACACUGGCCAGGGUGCACACUCGUAAUGUAGCAGCCCUGGGAAGCCUGCAGUGGCAGCUGGGGUUGGCACUGGAGGGGCAGAGGGUUCAGGAGCAUUAUCCAUGCCCCACAGCCACAAGCAGGAUUUGUCAGUGCAUAGUCUGCAUGGAGCAGUUCUUUGAUCACACUGUGUCUGUGGGAGUAAGAGACCAACUUGCUGGGCUCCAGCAGCCAGGAGAGCUCCAUGGCUGCAAAAUAAAGAACUGCUUCAAGCUUGUAA